Saccostrea echinata is the source of this 4125-nucleotide messenger RNA. RefSeq names its product solute carrier family 12 member 4-like. Lineage: Eukaryota; Metazoa; Mollusca; Bivalvia; Ostreida; Ostreidae. Gene Ontology annotation, molecular function: potassium:chloride symporter activity. Gene Ontology annotation, biological process: potassium ion homeostasis; potassium ion import across plasma membrane; chemical synaptic transmission. The transcript is spliced from 28 exons. The coding region runs from base 446 to 3841 and encodes 1131 amino acids. Gene Ontology annotation, cellular component: membrane. The record is from RefSeq and is a predicted model, not a curated record.
UAACGACAAAAUGCUGAAAAAUCAACAUGUUUUUGCACUUCGUCAUAAACUAUUGUCAUCAGAGUGGCACAGUGUAAUUAAAUAUGAGACUGUAUGUGCUGAAAGAAAAAAUGGGUGGAAAAUAGCAGUAUUUGGCAGUUAAAUCCUGUUUUGUUUUGUUUUUUCUUUUUUGAGUUGUGUUUGGUUGGAGAUUUUGUGCAUCAGCGAGAUAGCUGAUUGAUACACAGUGGUCACAAACCCUCAGGUGUCUCAUUGCGAUAAUAUUAGAUAAAAGUGGGACACUUAUUUCAGUUUUUGGGGGGCAGUUUUGUGUUGCCUGGUAUUGAUCUAUGGUUUUAAAAAUCGAAGAGAUUUUUUUUAUGAAGAAAGACUUUAUUUUAUUGUGUGGGAGAUCGGAUGACUUCUCUUUAGAAAAAAAAAUAUUGCGUAAUUUCCUUGUUUAGUCAUGGAGUCAAGUGAAAAUGGAGAUAAAGGAUUGAACGGAGAAACAGUGAUUGGCAGUGGAGAUAAUGAGACUCAUGUGGAAGACACAGAGAGUUCCACUUUGUUAUCCACUUCCACACCUGGAAGUGGAGAGGAGGAGGGUGGAAAUUUAGUGCAUGGAAGUGGAGGGUUUAGGAGCAAAUUCCAGGUCACCCCAGCUAUUGUUGUUCAUGAGGUGGGAAUAGAUCAAAAUGGUAAACCAUACAAAGUGGAUAUUGAUGAUGAGCAUGAUGAUAAAGGUGAGGACACUUCCCGUAAUUUGGACAAUAAUCCCUUGGCAAGCAAUGAUGAACUGGAAUCUCCUUACUCACAGCAGAUGGAGCUGUAUGCAGAUGAUCUGCAUGAAAGAGGAAAAAUCUCUCAAAUUCUCAACCGCAUUGCCAAUUACCAAGGUGGUGUGGAACCCAAUAUCAGUGAAAAUUACAAGUCCAGACCAAAGACGGUAUGUGGAUCUGUAAAGCUGGGAACUCUAUUAGGGGUAUACCUCCCCACUAUACAAAACAUUUUUGGAGUGCUGCUGUUUAUUCGUAUGACAUGGAUUGUAGGGAUGGCUGGAGCAUUAGAGAGUCUGGGAAUAGUCAUUAUUUGUUGUUUUACAACUUUUCUGACUGCCAUAUCUAUGAGUGCCAUAGCAACCAAUGGUGUUGUACCAGCAGGUGGGUCGUACUUCAUGAUUUCUCGUGCCCUGGGGCCAGAGUUUGGGGGAGCUGUAGGGGUGCUAUUCUAUCUUGGAACCUCAGUGGCAUCUUCCAUGUAUAUUAUAGGAGCCGUGGAAAUUCUAGUGAAAUUUAUUGCACCUGUCUUGUCAAUUUUUGGAGAUGUAACCAUAGAGGCCAAUGCUUUCAAUGCCUACAGAAUAUAUGGCACUGUGAUACUUCUUAUCCUAGCUCUUAUCGUUUUUGUUGGGGUGCGAUUUGUCAGCAAGUUUGCAGCCCUUUCACUUGCUUGUGUCAUUCUGUCCAUUCUAUGUAUAUACAUUGGUAUAUUUGCUGCCACAAAGGAUGAUAAUGUUCGGAUAUGUUACCUUGGAGAUAGGCUGUUAACAAGUGACGUGGCGGAGACAAACGGAAGGUUUACAUGUAGUAAGGACAACUAUACAACACUGUAUGCUAAACAUUGCUUCAAUGAGACGUGUGAUGACUUCUUCAAUGAACAUGAAACUAGAGUGGUGGAUGGAAUUCCAGGGCUGGCCAGUGGUGUAUUUCAUGCCAAUCUACACAACCGUUACACAGAAGAGGGUAAAAUUAUUGGCACUGACAUGAAAGGUAACCGAGCCUAUGGAGAAAUCAUUGCUGACAUCACUUCCUCUUUUAUGGUUUUGUUGGCUAUUUAUUUCCCAUCAGUAACAGGUAUAAUGGCUGGUUCCAACAGGUCAGGAGAUCUGGCAGAUGCCUCCAAAUCAAUCCCAGCAGGAACCAUUGCUGCUAUUAGCACCACUUCUUUUGUUUAUUUUAGUUGCGUACUCUUCUUUGCUGGCACCAUUGAAGGGGAUUUGCUAAGAGAUAAAUUUGGAGAGAGUAUAAAUGGUGGUUUGGUUGUGGCGAAGUUGGCGUGGCCCACUGAGUGGGUGAUUCUGAUUGGGUCAUUUUUGUCUACCCUGGGAGCUGGACUUCAAAGUCUCACAGGAGCACCUCGUUUGUUACAAGCCAUCGCUAGUGAUGGAGUUAUCCCUUUCCUGAAUGUGUUUGGGGUAACCACUAAGAGAGGGGAGCCUUUCCGGGCUCUUCUAUUAACCGCCCUCAUAUCAGAGCUGGGAAUCCUUGUGGCCAACCUUGACAUGGUAGCACCCAUCAUCACCAUGUUCUUCCUGAUGUGUUAUGGAUUCGUCAACAUGGCGUGUGCUCUACAGACAUUACUGAGAACUCCCAGCUGGAGGCCCCGAUUCAAGUUCUACCACUGGAUUCUCUCCCUCAUUGGACUGGCACUAUGUGUGACUCUGAUGUUCAUAUCCAGUUGGUACUAUGCCCUGGUAGCCAUUGGUAUUGCUGUCUGUAUAUACAAAUACAUUGAAUACAAAGGCGCUGAGAAGGAGUGGGGAGACGGAAUUCGGGGUUUGGCUAUGUCUGCUGCUCGAUACUCCUUACUGCGGGUACAACAAGGAAUUCCCCAUACCAAGAACUGGAGACCACAGCUGCUGGUGUUAAUGAAGUUGGAAGAUGACUUGAGCCCCAAGUACCCACAGAUGGCGGCCUUUGCUAGUCAGCUCAAAGCAGGGAAAGGUUUGACUCUGGUGAAUUCUGUGAUUGAGGGGAAAUACAUGGAGCGAUAUGACGAUGCCCAGGUUGCCAAACAGAAAUUAAGCAGGACCAUUGAGCAAUUUGGAGUCAAGGGAUUUUCAGAUGUGUUAGUGAGUGAGAGUGUUUCUGUUGGAAUGUGCCAUAUGAUUCAGAAUGCUGGUUUGGGAGGUUUGCGACACAACACUGUGAUGAUUGGUUGGCCAUACGGAUGGAGACACGACCAUAAUGAGAGGAGCUAUAAAGUCUUUCUGGAUGCUGUGAAGAAUAUAAAUGCAGGACAAAUGGCAUUGCUGGCUGUAAAGGGAAUCAAUUUGUUUCCAUCAUCCAAUGAAAAACUCAAAGGAACCAUUGAUGUUUGGUGGAUUGUGCAUGAUGGAGGGAUGCUGAUGCUGUUGCCCUUCCUGCUGAAGCAACACAAGACCUGGAAACAUUGUAAACUCAGGGUCUUCACUGUGGCCCAACUUGAGGAUAACACUAUUCAAAUGAAGAAGGAUUUAGAAUUGUUUAUGUAUCAGCUUCGAAUAGAUGCAGAGGUCCAUGUGCUAGAAAUGAGUAACAGUGAUAUUUCUGCUUACACCUAUGAAAGAACACUAAUGAUGGAACAAAGAACAGAAAUGUUGAAACAGAUGAAAGGAAACAAAAAAGAGGUACAGUCCAUCAUUGACCAAUCUCAUGUGACUCCGGCUUCUCCCACCAAGAUAAAGCUGGAACCUGUUCAGGAGGAGAGCCAGGGACCAGAGAGUUCGACCGACGAAGAGAAAUUGGAAUCUCACCAGUACACCUUCACUCCUGGUGCAGCCAAACUCAGUUCCUCGACCAGCAACAACGGGAAAGCAGGAGAUUACCUCCAAAUCAAACCCGAUUCCAAAUUUAAUGGCAAUCUUAAUAAGAAACCUGACAAGAAAAAUAUACGACGUAUGCACACUGCUGUGAGGCUGAACGAGGUCAUCAUAGAGAAGUCACACGAGGCUCAGCUUGUCAUUCUAAACCUCCCAGCCCCUCCCAAGUCCGAGGCAGCGGAACUCAAUUUUAUGGAGUACCUUGAGGUGUUGACCGAGGGCUUAGACCGAGUGCUGAUGGUCAGAGGAUGUGGAAAUGAGGUCAUCACCAUCUACUCAUAAUACCGCCAGAAUAAAUCUUACAUUGGCAAAUCAAAGAGGGUGCAAAGUGGGGGAAAAGAUUACAUAUCUUCUUGUUAUGAACUGAAGAUAUAUGCAUAUGCAGAGACCAUCUGGAAGUAUUUUUGGAUGAUUUUGUUCAAAACAGAGAGGUAGAACUUUACUUAUUUUUAAACAAUAUGUGCAUGUUUUACAGAUACAGUAAUAUUAAAGCUUGUAUUUUUUUAAUUAUAUUUUUCAUCUGUAUGUGAUAAAGCAAUAAGGGCCAAAGGAUUUUUUUUUUUACA